Fusarium subglutinans is the source of this 339-nucleotide messenger RNA. RefSeq lists its product as uncharacterized. The record is from RefSeq and is a predicted model, not a curated record. The transcript has a single exon. The coding region runs from base 1 to 339 and encodes 112 amino acids. Lineage: Eukaryota; Fungi; Ascomycota; Sordariomycetes; Hypocreales; Nectriaceae.
AUGUCACAACUAGACUCCCCCACUAAACCCAUGUAUCUCCACACAAUAUGGGGCCGAAGGCCUAUGAACACAAUGCAAAGACUGCUCGCUCUGUUAAUCCCCUGGGCAGAAACCAAGCUUCUCAACUUUAUCAAGAAGUAUGAGGUCCGCUAUAGGGACUUUUGGGAUGAUGGGCUGCGAUUGACGGUGCCAUUGGGUAACAAGACCCCGCUAAGGGCACUUGCAGAUCUGGCUACGCUGAUGGAAAUUGAAGGACUGGAUAAGGACUGGGAAUUUGUGUCGUAUGUGCUUACUGACACUCCGGAUGAGUUCGAUCCUGUGACCUGUGUCAGAGACUAG